AUGACAGAAAGUAUUUCCUCUGUCCAAGAAACAGUUGUUAAUGGUGAUAUCGUCACCACAGUCACGGAAAUAAAAACAUUGAACCCAGAUCAUACAGUCACGACGACAACAACUAUCGAUAAAACGGACCAUGCCGAUGAAGAUAAUCAUGUCACAACAAUCAAUCAAACAACAUCAACGCCAUCGCCGGAUUUAGACAAACAGAUAAUUAGACAAAUUGAGUAUUACUUCAGUGACGUCAAUAUGCUUCGUGAUAAGUUUCUCAAAAAUGAAGUGAUUAAAGAUGAUGGUUGGAUUCCCUUGUCCGUAUUGACAACAUUUAAACGUCUUCAAUCAUUAACGACAGAUUUUAAAACAAUAAUGGAUGCCUUAAAGAAAUCUGUAUCAGGUAUUCUACAAUUACAUGAAACUGAAGACAAAAUUCGUCGCCAUCCAGAUCGUCCACUACCGAAUAGUCAUGCUGAAUUAGAAUUAGCAUUAAAAAAUCGUACUGUUUACGUUGAAGGCAUUCCUAAGACAGCUGAUGUGACAUUAGACAAAUUACUUCACUUUUUCGAUAAGUAUGGUUCGACCGAUAAUAUUCAAAUGAAAAAACAACCCAAAACAAAAGAUUUUGCUGGCUCGGUAUUUGUCGUUUUUCCCAGUGAAGGAAAAGCGCAUGAAUUUGUGGAGAAUUCCAAGAAAACGCCAGUCAAAUAUGAUGAUGGAUCGAUUCUAGAAUGCUCCUUGCAGGAUCAGAUAACAAAUCGAGGAAAAGAAAAACAAGCAAAGAAAGAAAAGAAACAAGAGGAGUUAGACAAAAAAACAAACGAACAUUUAGAAAAAUUAAACAAUGAAAACUUUCUUGGUGCUGUCAUUCAUCUUGCCGGCAUGGCUGCUAAUGCAUCACGUGAAUUGAUCAAAGAGAAAUUUCUUCCGUUUGCAAAGAUGCCAUGGAUUGAUUUUAAUCGAGGCGAUCCCCAGGCUUGGGUACGAUUGAACGAAGCAAAUACAGCGAAAGAUGUUCUAGAAAAAGUGCUAGCAGCUGGAAAUGGAAAAUUAGUUAUCGGAGAUAAGCAAGUGACCAGUCGAGUUGUUGAAGGUGAAGAAGAAGCACGAUUUUGGAAAGAAGCAAAUGAAAAACGAGCUGCUCAACGAACUCAAAAAAACGAACGAUAUUCUGGAGGGAAGCGAGGUGGAUUCAGUAAAAAGAAACGGCGUGGUGGACAGAAACGAAAAAACAAUCAAAAUCAAAGCAAUGAGUCAGAUGAUGAUGAUGGCCCAUCCAGUGAAUCAAAUUCAGCAAAGAAAAUGAAAGGUUUAACUACAGAUUAG
Molecule: messenger RNA, 1314 nt
Organism: Adineta ricciae
Lineage: Eukaryota; Metazoa; Rotifera; Eurotatoria; Adinetida; Adinetidae
Source: the annotation of a GenBank genome assembly